GGGCAACGUAAGCAUGAAGUAUAAAAUGCAUGAGGUGGCGUAGCUGCCUCCGAAGUCCGAAGCUGAAGCACUGCAACUGCGCAUCUCGGCAACUAUUCGGGUUUAGGGUUUUGGUUCCUUUAUAAACGCCGGCUUACACUUCACAUUCUCUUUGAUUGCUGUAGCCACUGGUCCUGUACUCUGCCGCCUUCAUAUUAGCUCAAAUCCAAAUCCAAAUCCAAUGGCUUCGGAGAAGAAACUUGCGAAUCCAAUGAGAGAGAUCAAGGUGCAGAAGCUCGUUCUCAACAUCUCCGUGGGUGAGAGUGGAGAUCGUCUCACUAGAGCCGCUAAGGUGCUAGAGCAACUUAGUGGCCAAACCCCAGUGUUUUCCAAAGCAAGAUACACUGUCCGUUCCUUUGGAAUUAGAAGGAAUGAGAAGAUUGCAUGCUAUGUCACUGUUCGAGGUGACAAGGCAAUGCAGCUUUUGGAGAGUGGUUUGAAGGUUAAAGAAUACGAACUUUUGAGAAGAAACUUUUCUGAGACUGGCUGCUUUGGCUUUGGUAUUCAGGAGCAUAUCGAUUUGGGAAUCAAGUAUGAUCCUUCCACUGGUAUCUAUGGUAUGGACUUCUUCGUUGUUUUGGAGCGACCAGGAUACCGAGUUGGAAGGCGCAGGAGACAGAAGUCCCGUGUUGGAAUUCAGCACAGGGUUACCAAAGAGGACGCCAUGAAAUGGUUCCAAGUGAAGUAUGAGGGAGUUAUUCUGAACAAGUCCCAACAAAUCUCUUAAUAUUUUAAUAGAUUGGUAGGAUUCAGCCUUUGGUUGUCUAGGUGUCACCCAAUGAUUGGCCGUUCCAAUUUUCCCUCCAUUUUGAUUCUAAUGGUUAUGCCCAUUCUCUAAGGAUGUUAAGAUAUGCUAUUGUUGUAAUCCUUUUAGACAAUUCUGGUAUAAAGAUUUUAUAGUUUCUAUCGAGCACA
Messenger RNA from Arachis duranensis, 954 nucleotides. Its product is annotated as 60S ribosomal protein L11. The transcript is spliced from 6 exons. Gene Ontology annotation, molecular function: RNA binding; structural constituent of ribosome. The record is from RefSeq and is a predicted model, not a curated record. NCBI's taxonomy places the organism in Eukaryota, Viridiplantae, Streptophyta, Magnoliopsida, Fabales, Fabaceae. Gene Ontology annotation, cellular component: cytosolic large ribosomal subunit; ribosome. The coding region runs from base 221 to 766 and encodes 181 amino acids. Gene Ontology annotation, biological process: translation.